Messenger RNA from Acanthosepion pharaonis, 726 nucleotides. Lineage: Eukaryota; Metazoa; Mollusca; Cephalopoda; Sepiida; Sepiidae. The record is from the annotation of a GenBank genome assembly.
AUGUACCGUUUUCUUUUCGACUCGCCACCCUCCUCUCUCUCUCUCUCUCUCUUGUCUUCUCUAAUCUUUUUCUCUCACCUUGUACCGUUUUCUUUUCGACUCGCCUCCCUCCACUCUCUCUCUCUCUCUCUCUCUCAUUCUCUCUCUCUCGCUCUCUCUCACUUGUCUUCUCUAAUCUUUUUCUCUCACCUUGUACCAUUUUCUUUUCGACUCGCCUCCCUCCUCUCUCUCUCUCUCUCUCUCUCUCUCACUUGUCUUCUCUUAUCUUUUUCUCUCACCAUGUACCGUUUUCUUUUGACUCGCCACCCCUCCUCUCUCUCUCUCUCUCUCUCUCUCUCUCUCUCACACUUGUCUUCUCUAAUCUUUUUCUCUCACCUUGUACCGUUUUCUUUUCGACUCGCCUCCCUCCUCUCUCUCUCUCUCUCUCUCUCUAGCACUCCAUUCUUAUCUCAUUCUUUCUUUCUCUCUCUCUCUCUCUACUUCUUGUUCGGUCUGCAACUAGCUCACUUUCUCUCUAAACUCACUUUCCUUUCCCUUUGCAUCCUCCCCACUCUAAAUUCCUCUCCAAUCUUCCUGUCUCUUUCCCCGUUUCAUUACCUCUUCGCCAUCUACCUCUCUUCGCCAUCUACCUCUCUUCGCCAUCUUGUCCGUCUCUCUCCUCCGGUUUCUCUUCCUCCCCAACCUUUUUUCUCUCUCCAUAUACGACACACUCACUCACAAUCAUAA